Molecule: messenger RNA, 606 nt
Organism: Knipowitschia caucasica
Lineage: Eukaryota; Metazoa; Chordata; Actinopteri; Gobiiformes; Gobiidae
Source: the annotation of a GenBank genome assembly
AUGGAACACUGUGGAGCUCCCCCUGCUCCUGUCUGCUGCAUCUGCUCUCCCCCCACCCCCCACACACAGCCCUCCUGCUUCUUCUGCAGCGCCCCCUACUGUCCACUACUGCCCUCUCAGUUCCUCGCUCUCGGCACAAACAAAGACUUCAUUUCUCAGCUUUCCUUGCUCCUCACCGCUGCUCUGAGUGAGGACGCUGGAGAGAAGGAGGCAACGCUACAGGGGGAAGAGGAGGAGCCAAAUGAUCAACCUGAAAAAACUGAGCUGGACGACAUAAGUCCAGGCUCAAGGGAUGGAUAUUUCGAGAUGGGAUUGGACGACUCAUUAGAAGAAUCGACUUCCACCUCACUUCCCGUUCAUGGCCCUUCUCUCCCAGUGGCAGAGGAAAAGGAGAUCCAGCAGGAGGAGGUCCGACACGAAGAGGUCCAGUGUGAGGGGGCGGAGGUCUGUAAAACUGCCUGGUGCAUCUGCCUUCAGCAGAGGAGUGAGGACGAGACUUGCAUGAACACGACCUGUUCGGUGCUGACACAUCGAGUUCUUGGACUGCUCUUCCUGUCACAUGACUUCAGUCCCACCAAUCAGGAUGCAGGUCUGAAUGAGCUCUGA